AUGGGUCACCAACUCACUCUCGCCGCUGAGAACUUUCGUCAGUUCAUCAAAGAGCUCGAGGACGAACAUGACCUCCUCAAGAUAACUGAAGAAGUUGACCCGCACCUAGAGCUGGCAGCCAUAGUUCGAAAAGUAUACGAAAACGAAGACAAAGCACCAUUGUUCGAGAACGUGAAAGGCAUGAACAAUGGCCUCUUCCGUGUACUCGGGGCCCCAGUUGGCCUCAGUCGAAUUCCUGGUCAGAGACUAUGUCGCAUCGCCAAAUCUCUUGGGCUUCCAUCAAAUGCAACAGGUCAAGACAUCAUCCACAAGAUCAACGUGGCUAAGAAAUUAGACCCGAUUCCUCCAACCGAAGUUCCAUCGGGGCCGGUGAAGGAGCAUAAGAUCUUUGGGGACGAUAUCGAUCUAACCUCCCUCCCGGUACCACUACUCCAUGCAGAUGACGGUGGAAAUUUCAUACAGACAUUUGGCAUGUAUAUUGUUCAAACGCCCGAUAAGCGGUGGGUGAACUGGUCUAUCACCCGAGGAAUGGUCAAUGAUAAACGAUCACUUGUCGGCCCGAUAAUACCCAAGCAAGACAUCGGAGUGAUAUCACAGAUGUGGAAAGAAAAGAAUGAAAAUAUGCCCUUCGCUCUUUGCUUCGGUGUUCCACCAGCCGCGAUCAUGGUCGGCGGCAUGCCGAUACCGAAAUGGACGAACGAAGCUGGCUUUAUCGGCGCUCUGACUGGUAAGCCAGUUGAAGUAGUCAAAUGUGAAACGAGCGAUAUAUGCGUUCCCGCUCACGCAGAGAUCGUACUAGAAGGGGUGGUCCUUACCUCUGAAGAUGCGAAAGCGACUGAAGGACCGAUGGCCGAGUAUCAUGGAAUGAUAUUCCCAGGAGAGUCCAAACAAUGUCCGAUUUUCAAGGUCAAUGCCAUUACCUUUAGAGAGAAUCCGAUCAUACCAAUCUGUGUGGCUGGGCGCGCAGUUGAGGAAAAUCAUACUGUCUGGGGAAUCAUGCAGGCUGCGGAGGUCCUAAAUAUUUGUCAGAAUGCCGGGCUUCCCAUUCGCAUGGUCUGGUGUCCGUUCGAGUCCCAUUGUCUCUGGUUUGUCGUCCAGGUAGACCGACAGAAAGUGCGAGCGAUGAAUACGAACAUCGCUGAUUUCAGCACUAAGCUAGGUCAUGUUGUGUUUGGUUCCAAGCCGGGGUGGUAUAUCCCCAAGAUUUUUCUUGUUGGGGAGGAUAUUGACCCUACCAAUCUUCGUGAUGUCAUUUGGGCCGAGUCUACGCGAUGUCAACCUGGACAAAAUGAGUUCCUCUUUGAUGAGUACGGAAAUAUCCCCUUGGUUCCAUAUGUUGGAUAUGGUAUCAAGCCCAAAGGCCUUAAUCACCAGAAAGUGGUUCGAUGCUGCAUGCUGCCUUGUGAGUUUGUUGAUGAGAUUCUUCCUUGGAAAGAAGGUUCAUUCCGUGGCUCAUAUCCAGUUGAAAUCCAAAAGAAAGUAAAUCGGAAAUGGGAAAUAUAUGGCUUUUCUCCUUGA
This is a messenger RNA of Penicillium longicatenatum, 1518 nucleotides long. RefSeq names its product UbiD family decarboxylase. The transcript has a single exon. Gene Ontology annotation, biological process: cinnamic acid catabolic process; ferulate metabolic process. Bases 1 to 1518 code for a protein of 505 amino acids. NCBI's taxonomy places the organism in Eukaryota, Fungi, Ascomycota, Eurotiomycetes, Eurotiales, Aspergillaceae. Gene Ontology annotation, cellular component: cytoplasm. Gene Ontology annotation, molecular function: carboxy-lyase activity. The record is from RefSeq and is a predicted model, not a curated record.